Molecule: messenger RNA, 732 nt
Organism: Diaporthe citri
Lineage: Eukaryota; Fungi; Ascomycota; Sordariomycetes; Diaporthales; Diaporthaceae
Exons: 3
Coding region: 1-732 (243 amino acids)
Source: RefSeq, a predicted model, not a curated record
AUGUGCCAAUAUCUUGAAGAAUCGCGCGCUUUUAUUCGAGGUGAGGGUCAGGAGCUUGGAGACAGGCCACAGCGCGACGACGGGUUCCUCAGCGACUUCUUCGACGAUGACGAUCCCGAGCUUGAUGACUUUCAGCAAAUUAUGCUACAGAUCAAGAAUGUGAUCGACUGCCUGAUGAGGCUUGCGGUCACGAUUCGCAAUCCAGCACCCCAUGAACAGUUCAAGCUGAGAUCGCCGGCACUUGUGUCUUCUUUCGACGCUCAUCAUCUUGAACACGUGCAGCAAAAGUUUCCACAGCUGAAAAACAAGACCAUAGAGCAGAGAUUGGCGAAAUCACUGACAUAUCGACGCGUGUUUUUCAAAUACAGGGAGGAGCACCACGAGCGACUUCAAGAAGGAAUAGAGGAUGCAAAGGAAGGCGACCAGGGAGAGAGCAGGGGUGGCGUCACAACCGAAGCAUCUUGGCUACCGAAAGAUAAGCCUCAGGACAGUGACUCGCUACCAUCUGUCGCCAGAGAUGAUUUAUCAGAGACGACAGCGACAUCGUAUGCACCCUCGUGUGCGGAUGGUUCCGAGCUCUGUGUUCCACAGAUUCCUUCGGAAUAUCUCGACGGCCCCUUUAUCUGUCCGUACUGCUAUCUCCCAGUUUUCGUGAAAACAAAGAACCAGUGGAACACGUCUUUGGUGAUUUACGGCCGUACAUCUGUCUCGAGGGAACAUGCCAUCUCGUAG